AUGCGGAAAUUAGUCAAGCAAGUCAAGCAGCGGCAGCGUCGAAUAUCUAGCGAUCUCAACCAGGUGAUCCGUGCAGGAGAGAAUCUUGCUCUUGAUAAAGAGGUUCUUUUAAUAGAGAACAGGCAGCUACAGCAAGCUCUUAAUCAGGAAAGAAGACGUCGCAAGCGUGGCAGGGCAAUGGGGUUGCUAGAUUCUUCAAAUCCGUCAUUGGCACAGUUCUUUUCACCGGCAAAGGUGCAGAGCAUCCGCGAGCAGAUGACUGCCGCAGAGGCCGCCAAAAAGGAUGAACAGGCUCGUAAGGAGGAUGCCAAGUUGCAACACGCUAUUCUUAAGGAGCAGAAGGAGACAGAUAUCAUGUUACAGCGAAUGGAGCGGGAGGCAGCUCGCCAGGCAGCUAAGGAGCAAAAGGAGAUGGAUAAGGCCGCAAGAGCCGCUCAACGGCAGAUUGACAGGGAGCUUAGGGAUGCAAAGAAGGCCCAAGAGCAAAAGGAAAAGGAAGAACGAGCUGCUGCGCGGCAGCAAUCGCGGUUGGGGGGGGGCCAGGUUGCCCGCGGGUCCGCCGCCGGGGGUGGUGGCAAAAUAGCGGGCGUUGAGUGUAGACGGGCGUUGAGUGGUUGA
Histoplasma mississippiense is the source of this 618-nucleotide messenger RNA. RefSeq lists its product with no specific name. The record is from RefSeq and is a predicted model, not a curated record. The coding region runs from base 1 to 618 and encodes 205 amino acids. Lineage: Eukaryota; Fungi; Ascomycota; Eurotiomycetes; Onygenales; Ajellomycetaceae. The transcript has 3 exons.